This is a messenger RNA of Suillus fuscotomentosus, 1388 nucleotides long. RefSeq lists its product as uncharacterized. NCBI's taxonomy places the organism in Eukaryota, Fungi, Basidiomycota, Agaricomycetes, Boletales, Suillaceae. Bases 56 to 1189 code for a protein of 377 amino acids. The record is from RefSeq and is a predicted model, not a curated record. The transcript is spliced from 6 exons.
CAGGUGGACCGCGCCUGAGUUGCUCCGUGGCGGCAGCCCGACCAAAGAGAAUGAUAUGUAUUCUUUUGGUUGCAUCAUGUUCCACCUGUUGACUCUGUAUACUCCUUGGUAUACAGUCACCAAUGAGUCGACAGUCGCUGAACACAUUCGUGGGGGAGAACAGAUGUUGCGUCCUGCGCCAUCAGAUUCGCUCGAUCUCACGGAUGCACGCUGGAAUAUGAUUCUUGAGUGUUGGUCAGCCAUGGUGUUACGUCCAUCUGCUUCGAUGGUCAUAGGCUUCUUGAGAAGUGAACUAGAGGCUUUGUCAGCCGAUGACAAGACUAUUUGUGGAUUAGGAGGGGAACAUACGGUGUCUCUCAUCGAGCACGAGGCACACAGACCGAGCCCUGCGACAUCGGAUUUAUCUCCCUACAUUACCAACGUGAUAAAUGUUUCAGAUGCUUCGAUAAACGAUCACACGACUCUUGUCGGGGAAGAGGGCAGUCGUCGACGGGCAUCGUCGGACAUGUCUGAUGCAGGGCAAAGAACGGCGUCUGGUGAUAUCACACAUUCAACCCCCGAGGAGGAUCUGCGCCCUCCAAGUUGGGCCAGUCCAAACGCUGCAACACCUCAACCCUCUUCCGGAGUCUCGACGUUGCUUCCUUUGAAUGUGUUGCUAUUCGGGGAGACCGGAGUCGACAAAAGCUCUAUCAUUCAAUUGAUUGUCGGGCAAAAUAUUGUUGAUGCAGUGCCGGGUGGGCCUUACCCUAUGCUGAAACGUGUCGCUGGAGUUACCCUUGGAGAGCGCCGUUUCGAACUUUGGGAAGUUUCUUCCUCGAUGAGUUUCUUCCCGCGAUUUAUUGCAAAAUGGCGACUAGGAGCAUCAUAUAAAAGGCUGUAUAGGAACGGUGGGGCGCCUCUUGUCCUAUAUUGCAUGAAGGGAAAAAGUACCCCAACAGCAUCCAGGGAAUAUCAAGAUUUCACUGACAUUGUCGGCUCCACCAGCUGCGUAUCAAUUUCUGCCGUGGUCGAUGGUUUGGAGGAGUCUCUGACAAACAUGGAUGAUUGGUGGACGAAAUACAAGGGGGACCUGAUACGCCUCGGCAUGCAGUUUUCCAAUCACGUGUGCAUCACCUUGCUCCCCGAUGAUCCAAACGCUUUACGCAGCCUCAUCGAAUCCUACGCAUCAUACCCUAGACACACAUCAUAGAAGAUGCUGGUAGUAGCGGGGCGUUCUGACGUGGCUUGUGCAGGUCACAUUAGUAAACUCGUGACUCCUUCAGAUAUUGUGGCUACUAUAGAAGGAUUUAGAUUUAAUUAUGCUCCUACCAAACAUCAUAGUAUUAUGUAUGCUACGAGAUAUCUGAUUUACUCAUACACAGUGGUAGACGGUUGCUAAUAUAGACAAG